Pseudocercospora fijiensis CIRAD86 is the source of this 1425-nucleotide messenger RNA. RefSeq lists its product as uncharacterized. The record is from RefSeq and is a predicted model, not a curated record. NCBI's taxonomy places the organism in Eukaryota, Fungi, Ascomycota, Dothideomycetes, Mycosphaerellales, Mycosphaerellaceae. Gene Ontology annotation, molecular function: oxidoreductase activity, acting on paired donors, with incorporation or reduction of molecular oxygen; monooxygenase activity; iron ion binding. The transcript has 4 exons. Bases 1 to 1425 code for a protein of 474 amino acids.
AUGAUCCCUUCGCCACACGAAAAGGACUACUUCUGGUUCGUCACAAAAUCUACAAGGGCCGAAUUCCUUUCCGAGGCUGCUCGAUUAUUACGCAAAGGAUUUGCCAGCGCCGACGUGAUCCGACUCCACGCGGGUUGGGAUCACAUAGUGGUACUGUCUCCGUUCUAUGCGGAGCGUGUUCGUGCAGACGACAAGUUAUCGCCGGAUACAUUCUCUGAUAAGGAAAUGUUUGGCGAAGUUCCGGGAUUCGAGCCAUAUAGGUUCCUCUGCACACACCGUGACCUGAUUCGUAACGUGAUCAGUAUGCGCCUCAACCGAUGUUUCGGCCCUGGUACGAUCUAUCUCUCCGAGGCCAUCGAAGAUGCUUUGAGGAAGAACAUAGGCAAUGAUACCGAGUGGCGCCGAGUUCCCCUUGGUACAGCUGUUCUCAGAGUUCUGACUCAGUCAACAUCUCGUGCGCUCCAGGGACCAGAGCUUUCCUACGACGAAGAAUGGCUUGAAAUCGCAACACAGUACACUCUGACUAGUAUCACAGGGGUCACAACGCUCCGCAGGCUUCCUCGGUUUCUGGUUCCUGUGCUCCACUGGUACGUUCCAGACGCCAUCAAGUCGCGGCAGCUGUUGAGCCGUGCUAGAGCGAAACUCUUGCCCAUCUAUGAGAAACGCAAGCAUGAGCUCUGUCAAGCCAUCAACAGUGGCACUUAUCGACCGGAAGACGCCGAUGCCCUUGGAUGGUACGAAGAGCUGGCAAACGGCCGAGACUAUGAUCCCGUUGUCGCCCAACUUACAGUGGCCGUCGCUGCAAUUCACACCACAACCGACUUCAUGUGUCAGUUUUUAUCUGAUCUGGUCAGAUAUCCUGAGUACAUUCAGCCCCUCCGAGAGGAGCUCAUACUUGCCCUUCAAGAUAAGGGCUGGAAAGCAUCCACGAUCUUGCAACUGCCCCUUCUUGACAGCAUCAUGAAGGAGUCUCAGCGGCUGAAGCCCAUUUCGAUAGCUUUCAUGAGAAGUAUUGCCCAGCAUGAUAUUGCGCUGGAAGAUGAUGUGACGAUUCCCCAGGAUACUUCAGUCAUCGUUUCUGCGCAUGCAAUGCGGGAUUCCACCUUGUAUGAGAAUCCCGACGACUUUGACGGCUAUCGCUUCGUGAACCCAGCCAAAAAUCACGAGUCUCGACAUUUUACCUCUGUCAGCGUCGGGCACAUGGGGUUUGGAUUCGGCAAGCACGCCUGUCCGGGCCGGUUCUUCGUGAAUCUCCAAACCAAGAUCUUCAUUGCUCACAUGUUGCUCAAGUACGAUUGGAAGUUUGCCACGGAAGGGGGCCCUGCAAUUCGAACUAGUGGUUUUGACCAGGUCAUUGAUCCUUCAGCCGAAAUGCUGAUACGAAGACGUCGAGAGGAAAUCCAGAUCGAGGCACUAUACGGUUGA